UCUACAGCGCUUUUCCACGUACGAACGGCUGGGCCCGAAAAAAAAGGCGGACAAUCCUGAGGAAAAUGGCUGACGACCGGCUGACAGACGAUCGUUCCGAGAAGAGAAAAUGUGACGAAUUCGGUUCCCUGUACUUGGAGAGAAGCGCGGCCGUUCGCGCACUCAGUGGCGCUGCAGAGAGCCCGGACGGGGCCUUCAAGAAGCCGAAGCCGAGUGAGGGCGCAGGGCUCGGGCGGGACACGGCCACCACCCCGCCCAACCCCGCCAUCCCGCCGACUCCCGCCCGCCGCCGCCACCGGACCACCUUCACACAGGAGCAGCUGGCCCAGCUGGAGGAGGCCUUCAGUAAGAGCCACUACCCCGACAUCUAUGUCCGAGAGGAGCUGGCUAGAGCCACCAAACUGAACGAAGCAAGAAUCCAGGUGUGGUUCCAGAACCGCCGUGCGAAGUACCGUAAGCAGGAGAAGCAGCUGUCCAAGGCCCUGUCCCCGGUCCUGCCUCCCAUGGCCUCCUGUAACAACAUGAUGCGGGGAAUCUACCAGCCUGCAGCCGGCCACAACUCUGCCGUCCGCCCGGGCAGCUACCAGUACCAACACAUGUCCAACACCAUCAACCCUGCCAGCUCAUGUGCAAGGUACCCUCAGAUGCAGAUGGCGAGCUCGGCCUACGCGCCUCCCCCCAUGGCACAGUUCUCCAUGCCGCCCACUACCAACAUGGGCAUGCGUGUGGAGCAACACGACGACGACUGGUAUAACAAAAGCCUGACAGCGGCACUCAGAAUGAAUCCCUCCCACCAUCCCAACCUGUCGGCGCCAGUGCUGCAAUACCAAACGUAAGCCACAGGUGGCGCGG
This is a messenger RNA of Branchiostoma belcheri (Belcher's lancelet), 852 nucleotides long. Its product is annotated as homeobox protein prophet of Pit-1-like. Gene Ontology annotation, molecular function: DNA-binding transcription factor activity, RNA polymerase II-specific; RNA polymerase II transcription regulatory region sequence-specific DNA binding. The record is from RefSeq and is a predicted model, not a curated record. Gene Ontology annotation, biological process: regulation of transcription by RNA polymerase II. The coding region runs from base 66 to 836 and encodes 256 amino acids. The transcript is spliced from 5 exons. NCBI's taxonomy places the organism in Eukaryota, Metazoa, Chordata, Leptocardii, Amphioxiformes, Branchiostomatidae.